AUGACUAAAUUAUCUAAAAGUACUACCACCUUCACCUUAAACAAUGGUGUCAAGAUCCCAGCUGUUGGUCUUGGUACUUGGCAAGCCAGUGAAAAGGGGGCUGCUCGUAAUGCCACCAAAGUUGCCAUUGAAAAUGGUUAUAGACAUAUUGAUACUGCUGCUGGUUAUCAAAAUGAAGGUGAAGUUGGGGAAGGGAUUAAAGAUUCUGGUGUUCCAAGAGAAGAAAUUUUCAUUACUACUAAAUUAACUAAUGAAGAUCAUAAAAGAGUGGCUGCUGCUUUUGAAGAAUCUUUAAAGAAAUUAGAUGUGGAUUAUAUUGAUUUAUAUUUAGUUCAUUGGCCAGUUUCAACUGAUCCUGUCACCAAAAAGGCUUUUGAAGAUUGGGAUUAUGUUGAUACUUAUAAAGAAGUUCAAAAACUUUAUAAAGCUGGUAAAGUGAAAUCAAUUGGGGUUUCAAAUUUCACUAUUAACAAAUUAGAAAGAUUAUUAAGUGAUCCAGAAGUUGAUGUCGUUCCAGCUGUUAAUCAAAUUGAAGCUCAUCCUUUCUUACUUCAAACUGAAUUAUUUGAUUAUCUUAAGAAAAAAGGUAUUUUAAUCGAAGCUUAUUCUCCAUUAGGUUCAACCAAUGCUCCAUUAGUUCAAAAUGAAGUCAUUACUGAAGUAGCUAAAAAGAAUGAUGUUACUCCAACUAGUGUUUUAAUCUCUUGGGCUAUUCAAAGAGGUACUGUUGUGUUACCAAAAUCAGUUACUGAUUCAAGAAUUAUUGCUAAUUUAGAAACUUUUGAAUUAUCUGAAGCUGAUUUCGAAGCUUUAAAUAAAAUCUCUGGAAAAUUUGGUAUUAAAAGAUUCGCUAACCCACCAUGGAAUAAUUUCGAUGAUUAA
This is a messenger RNA of Scheffersomyces coipomensis, 882 nucleotides long. RefSeq names its product aldo/keto reductase. The transcript has a single exon. Lineage: Eukaryota; Fungi; Ascomycota; Pichiomycetes; Serinales; Debaryomycetaceae. The record is from RefSeq and is a predicted model, not a curated record. Gene Ontology annotation, molecular function: oxidoreductase activity. The coding region runs from base 1 to 882 and encodes 293 amino acids.